Messenger RNA from Solenopsis invicta (red fire ant), 2612 nucleotides. Its product is annotated as glucose dehydrogenase [FAD, quinone]. The record is from RefSeq and is a predicted model, not a curated record. The coding region runs from base 633 to 2558 and encodes 641 amino acids. The transcript has 3 exons. Gene Ontology annotation, molecular function: flavin adenine dinucleotide binding; oxidoreductase activity, acting on CH-OH group of donors. Lineage: Eukaryota; Metazoa; Arthropoda; Insecta; Hymenoptera; Formicidae.
CAAUAUUACAAUGUUUCAAUGAAAUCAUUCUACAAUGUUCCUGCAAUCUCUCUGUGCUGUAUGACAUAAUAUUGAUUAUGAACUUACUUUUAUGAUUAUCUCUACUAAAAGAAAUAGUUUUUAAAUUUAUUUUAUUAAUAUUUUUGAGAGUACAAUAAUUUUUGUUCAAAUACGAUAAUUUUUAGCGCCAUAUACAAUAAGCGCCCUCUCGAAACAUGGGAACGCUGAACGCUGACAUGUAGUGGGUAGGUUAAGGUGACAGGUUUCCUAACCUGUCAAUAUAUUUGGGUUUGCGAAGCAGACACAUCGCGUAAACAACCGUGCAUGCUCGUGUCUCUCUCUCGUUUCGUUUAGCUACUUUCGCGAAAAGCGCGAUGCGUGAGCUACAGUCGGUUCAUGGUACAUCCUCGUGAUCUCUCGACGAGGACAGCACAUGUCAAGAACGCUUUCGAGGACAGCACGUGGUGUGUUAGUGGACGGAAGUGGUGGUCGACGACGAAGAAUGUUAUUUACUGCGGAUGGAGCUAAGGAUUUGAUAUUACGACUUUAAUUUUUUUUAUUUUAAAUUGGUAUACAAACCGAGCAUCCAGUAUCUUAUCAUUACUUCAGAAGAAGGACACUCAAGGAACAUAAUGAAAAAGGCAUCGAUUUUUUUCGUUCUGAUUGCCAUCAUCAUCGGCCUAUUACAACUAUACCUACCAAACAAAUACAACAACCUUUACGGCAAUGAUACAGAUGGAUCAAGAUUAAUGAAUGUAUUACGACUGGGCACGGGAAUCUGGAAUUUUUGGAAACAGAGUCAACGUUAUUCAGCCGAACAAGUACCGGACAUGACACCGCAAUCCGGAGACACGUACGAUUUCAUAGUGAUUGGCGCUGGAACUGCCGGUGCGGCUAUAGCCUCGAGAUUGAGCGAGGUUUCUUCGAUUAAAGUGUUACUGAUCGAAGAUGGACCCCAUGAAAGCCUAUACAUGGAUAUCCCGCUAAUAGCGGGUGCUCUUCAAAAAACCAACAUCAAUCGAGAUUAUCGAAGCAAGCCAUCCGAUAAAUACUGUCAAGGUAUGAAUGGCAAAAGUUGCGUUUUAUCAACAGGAAAAGUAGUUGGCGGUAGCAGUGUAUUGAACUUUAUGAUCGCCAACAGAGGAUACAGUGAGGAUUAUGAUCAUUGGGCCAAGAUGGGAAACGAUGGCUGGGCAUACAAGAAUGUUCUGAAGUAUUUUAAAAAAUUAGAAACAAUACACGUACCAGAGCUAGAGUCGGAUACUGUUUAUCAUGGUACCGAUGGACCAAUGCACAUCAGCUACCCAGAAUUUCGCACGCCGUUGGCAAAAAUAUUUCUCGAAGCAGGCAAAGAACUAGGAUAUCCAAUAGUAGAUUACAACGAAAAGAACAAAAUAGGUGUCUCAUAUUUACAGACCACAACUUUCAACAGUACUCGCAUGAGCAGCAAUAGAGCAUACUUGCAACCCAUACGCGAUCGCAGCAAUCUUCAUUUGACUGUUGAGAGUACGGUGACAAAAGUGCUAAUCGAUCGUGCUACAAAUCAAGCAAUCGGUGUAAAGUUCGUAAAAAAUGAUAAAAUUAUACGUGUGUUUGCGAGUAAAGAAGUGAUUCUAUGCGCAGGCGCUAUCGGAUCAUCACAAUUGUUAAUGCUGUCGGGUAUUGGACCAGCGAAACAUCUUACCAAAUUAGGUAUUGAUGUCGUGCAAGACGCGCCAGUCGGCGAGAAUCUUAUGGAUCACGUAGCCUUUUUUGGAUUAACGUGGACAAUAAAUGCAUCAAUAAGUAUAGUAAUAUCUGAACAGGUAAAUCCUAUCAAUCCAUACGUAACGGAUUUUUUAUUAAAGCAAAAAGGACCAUUCACAAUUCCAGGCGGAUGCGAGGCCGUCGGAUUCAUCAAUACAAAACAACCAGAAAAACAUAAUGGUCUGCCGGAUAUCGAAAUGUUGUUUUUUAGUGGUUCAUUUAAAGAAGACUACACUAUUUCAGAAGUAAUGAAUCUAAAAAAUUCUAUACGUCAGGAAUGGAGCAAGUACAGUGGCACAUAUGGUUGGAGCAAUGGGGUAGUAUUGUUGAAACCAAAAAGUCGUGGUCGGAUAACGCUAUUGGCUAACGACAUUAAUGUUAAACCAGAGAUUGUGUUAAAUUAUUUUGACGAUCCAGACGAUAUGAGGACAAUGAUCGCUGGUGUUAGAACUGCAAUACGUUUCAGUCAAACGAAGACAAUGCAGGCAUUAGAUUCUCAGUUGCUAAAAAUUAAUUAUACUGAAUGCGACAAUUAUGAAUAUGAUUCUGAUACUUAUUGGGAAUGCCAAGUAAAAUUAUUAAGCUCCACGAUUUUUCAUUAUUCUGGAACUUGUAAAAUGGGAGCAAGGAGAGAUCCAACUGCUGUCGUUGAUCCUAAAUUAAAGGUAAUUGGUAUUCAAGGAUUACGAGUAGCAGAUGCAUCGAUCAUGCCAGAAAUUGUAGCAGCACAUACAAAUAUACCUGUUCUCAUGAUCGCCGAGAAGGCGGCAGACAUGAUCAAAGAAGAAUGGAAUUACUUAAAGAAUUUGUGACAAGAAUAAACUUUUAUAAAUGUAAUGUAAAUAAUGUAAAGUAAUUAUAUCAUU